AUGGAUCAUCUUCAUGCACCAAGUCCUGAAGAAACAAUAUCAGUGGAAUUCAAAUCAAAUAUCAGUUCUGGUGCAACAAUAUCGCAUGAUCCACCACGACGUAUUAUUCAUCAGGCUUUAUUAAAUGUAAAUAAAAAUGAUGCUUCAGCUGUUCCAAACUAUUCAUCAGCACAAAGAACUAUUGAACGAAAACGAAAAAAACAAGAUUUACCAUUGUCACGACCAACAUCAUUUAAUGAUAUUCUUAUUCCUGAUGCACUUAAAGUAACUAAUGGUGGUAAUCGAUUUUUACUGUAUAAUAAUGAAGAUCCUGACCAUAGAAUGAUUAUAUUAUCAUCUGAUGAUGAUCUUGAUUGUUUAUCAAAUUCUGAAAAUUGGCAUUGCGAUGGAACAUUUAAGACACGUUUUAUAAUGCUUAUUAACUCUUAA
Molecule: messenger RNA, 429 nt
Organism: Rotaria sp. Silwood1
Lineage: Eukaryota; Metazoa; Rotifera; Eurotatoria; Philodinida; Philodinidae
Source: the annotation of a GenBank genome assembly